Messenger RNA from Pogona vitticeps (central bearded dragon), 3624 nucleotides. The record is from RefSeq and is a predicted model, not a curated record. Lineage: Eukaryota; Metazoa; Chordata; Lepidosauria; Squamata; Agamidae.
GAGUUGCGACGUAAGAAGAUUGGGAAUCCAGGCCAUGCUUUCCGGCAAGGCGGCGAGGCACGUCAACAGCCAUGGCGGAGGGGGAGGAAGCGUCUCCGGCGAACAGCUGGCAAAAUGAUCUUGCAGAAGCUCUUGAGGAAGGUGGUUGUGAUCUUGAAACAGUUAGAAACAUCAUCCAAGGGAGACCUAUACCUGAUGAUCUUAGAGCCAAAGUCUGGAAGAUUGCAUUGAAUGUUGCAGGGAAAGGAGAUAGUUUGGCUUCCUGGGACGGUUCUUUAGAUCUUCCAGAACAUCCACUAAUUCACAAAGAUUGUCAAGAACUCGUUGAUCAGCUGUCAAUCCCAGAGGAAGAGAAGUCAGUAUUACGUUUAGAUAUUGAAUCUGUGAUUACCUUCUACUGUAAAUCUCGUAAUGUUACAUACAGUUCUAAUCUUAGUUGGACAUAUCUCCUCAAGCCAUUGGUGCAUCUUCAACUUCCACGAAGUGACUUGUACAACUGCUUCUAUGCUAUCAUGAAUAAAUACAUUCCAAGGGACUGUUUGCAGAAAGGGAGACCAUUCCAUCUCUUUCGGUUGCUCCUUCAGUAUCAUGAGCCAGAACUCUGCUCCUUUUUGGACACCAAAAAGAUGACACCAGACUCAUAUGCACUCAACUGGCUUGGAUGCUUAUUUUCAAGGCACUGUACUCAUGAAGUCACUCAGGCAAUAUGGGAUGGCUACUUACAGCUAGCAGAUCCAUUCUUUGUUUACUUCCUAAUGCUCAUCAUCCUUGUUAAUGCAAAAGAAACAAUCUUAGCACCAGAGUCAGACAGCAAAGAAGACAUCGUGAAAUUUCUAGAAAAAUCCCCUGCCAAUUUUGAGGUAGAAGACAUAGAAGACCUUUUCUCCCUGGCACAUUAUUAUUGUAGCAAAACUCCAGCUUCUUUCAAAAAGGAUAACCACACUCUUUUUGGCAGCAGCUUGCUGGGUCUCAAAGAUGACGAUUCAGACUUGAGCCAAGCUCUGUGUCUAGCAGUUUCUGUAUCAGAGAUUCUUCAAGCAAAUCAACAGCAAGGGGAAGGAGUACGGUUCUUUGUGGUGGAUUGUCGUCCUGCAGAACAGUACAAUGCUGGGCAUUUAUCAACGGCUUUUCAUUUAGACUCAGACUUGAUGCUUCAGAACCCAUCAGAAUUUGCCCAGUCUGUGAAGUCUUUGUUAGAAGCACAGAAACAGUCUAUUGAGUCUGGCUCAAUAGCAGGUGGAGAGCAUCUUUGUUUCAUGGGAAGUGGCAGGGAAGAGGAAGAUAUGUAUAUGAACAUGGUGCUAGCACACUUCUUACAGAAAAAUAAAGAAUAUGUAAGCAUUGCUAAAGGAGGAUUUAUGGCACUGCAACAGCACUUAGCAGACAUUAACGUGGAAGGACCAGAAAAUGGAUAUGGCCACUGGAUUGCUAGUACUUCAGGUUCAAAAAGUAGCAUAAACUCCCUAGUUGAUGGUGAUUCUCCCAAUGGUUCAAGUGAUGGGAAAGGUGUCAAAUCCUUGGUAAACAAGAUGACCGAAGCUUUGAAGACUAGAUCUGUGAAUGUGAAAGAGAAAGUUAUUAGUUUUAUUGAAAAUACAUCAACCCCUGUAGACAGAGUUUCUUUCAGUCUUUCCUGGCCCGAGAGAACAAGCAUGCCGCGACAUGUCAGCAGCAGUGACAGAGUGGGAAAACCAUACCGUGGUGUGAAACCGGUUUUCAGCAUUGGGGAUGAGGAAGAAUAUGAUACUGAUGAAAUUGACAUCUCUUCAAUGUCUGAUGAUGAUCGAAAAGAAAUUGUCAAUAUCCAGACUUGGAUAAAUAAGCCAGACAUAAAGUAUCAUUUCCCUUGUAAUGAGGUGAAAGAAAAUGGAAACAUGUUUCCUAGUCAUCUUCUAGUGACUGCAACACACAUGUACUGCUUGAGGGAGAUUCCCUCCAGAAAGGGAUUUGCUUACAUACAGUCUCGCCAGGCGCUAAGGUCCGUCGUUAAAAUUACUUCCAAGAAAAAACAUCCUGAAUUGAUAACCUUUAAGUAUGGAAAUACCACCACUUCAGGCAUAGAGAUUCUAGCAAUUGAGAGGUACUUGAUUCCAAAUGCAGGUGAUGCUACCAAAGCCAUAAAACAACAGAUUAUGAAAGUUCUGGAUGCCCUGGAAAGCUAAUAAGAAAAAUCAGUUUCCAUAUGGUUUCAGCAAAUUGACAGAUACUACAGAUGGACAUACAGUGACUGCGUUCCUGAUGAAUACUAACCUAAAAGGAUAUUUCAGUUUACUGAUGGGAGUGCCUAGAUAAGCAGGUUUUAAGUUGGGGGUAAAUUAUACAUUUUGAACAGAUUUUUAAGUAUUUUUCUUUAACCUGCUUGGAUUUUGCAAAAGUUUAUUGUAAAGGUCAGUUAUUUUUAACAUAGCUUUAGAGGAGCUGACCUGUUCUUAAGACCACAACCUGACACACAGAUUUUUCUCAAGAAUUAUGCUGAAGCUGCAGUGUUUCUGGGGAAAUGUUUCAAGAAUAUAGAUCUUCUAUUAAAGAUGGGAAAGUAGGUGAUAUUUUUAAAAGCCCUAAGCACUGAAUAUUUGGUUUGAGUGGUUAAGUGUCAUAUCGAGGAAUGACACAAUAUUUAUCACACGAGGUAAGAGUUGUUUUCCUCUUUUUAAAAAAUGGAAGCCAACCAAAAAUUCUGUAGUCCACCAAAAUGGAAAGUGGGACCGUGUAUACUGCUCUGUGUAAGUGAUAUUUAAAAUCUUCUAUGCACUAUCAGGUUUUUAAAAGUGAUUCAGUUACUAAUCUUGAAAUACUAAACUGUAUACAGUAAUGAAGAGUUUACACUCACAAGUUUAUGGUUUGGAUAGCCAGGAAAGCUACUGUUAUCUUGGCCCAAGAUCGACUAGACAGCAAGUAGAAAUUACAGUUCUCGCUCCAAUGACGCAGUAUAAGAGUGGACUGCGAUGAUGGGAACAUAACCUUAAUCUGUAAGGUAUCAUUUUCUAAAACGGGCAGAGGCUGAAGCUGUACUACAUGCAAGUAAAACAAGGUGAACAUUUUCUCUCCAACAGAUCUCUUCUUUGAGAUCUGCUGGUUAAUUUUUUAGUGUCUUCAAUUGUUGGGAAUUAAAAGAUGUUGCUGCAAAACUGGAUCUUUCACAUGUUAACCAUGAGGGACAUGAAUGCACUUAUUAAUCCUGAAGCAAGCUGUCUACAUGCUGUCAUAAAAGCCUCCAUGACUAUGGAAUAAUACUUUGACAGUUUUUAAUGUGCUGUUAAAAAAAAAAAAGACAUCUGCAGGUCUAUAAGGUACCAACAUGUUCUUAGUAAGAGUCAAGUAAAAGCACCUUAAUUCUGAAACUAUCUCUGAGUUUUUAAAAAAAAUAUCUAAACAAACACUAUUAACAAAUAUUCAAAGAUGAAUUGCAUGAACUGCACUUCUGCCAAUGCUCUUAUGUAUAGUUCUGCUCCAGAGCUGUUGUAUUAUUAUUCUUUCUUCUGACCCCCUUUACAAACAAAAUUGAAGGGCCUUCAUUGUGCCUAUGUCAGCAAUGAGAUUUUUUUCAUAAAGUUAAUGUAAAGAUGUUUGUUGUAACUGUUUAUAAUCUGCCAUUGUAAAUAAAUCAAUACUAUUUGAGCACAA